UUUUUCAGCUUCAAGAAACUCAAAAACACGUGAGAAAAGAUGACGAGAUCUAGAUCAAGAUCACCACGAUGGAAACAAAGGUCCUUAUCGCCAGCAUUUAGGAGUCCAGAACACCAUAGGCAAAGGCAUGCUCAUAUUAGUUAUGACUGUGAAUACAAAAACUUUCGUAAGGACCCAAAGAAGUCUAUGCCUUGGAGGGCAGAAGAUGGAAAGUAUGGACAAAGCAAUUCUAGAUUUGCACCUCAUGGAAAUAACCACCAGAGAAUGUAUGAACGUAGGUCACCUUCACCAAACCUAAAAAGAAUUCUCUUGGAAGAUACUUACAGUCAUAAGCCCUACAGAACACAUUCAUCAGAAAGAACUGAAAGCAAUAGGAGAUAUCAGUUACCACCAAAAUACUCAGAAAUGCCGUAUAAAGAACAUGACCGACCAUUUUACCAGCACAAAAUGGAAGAGAGAUAUAUGUCUGAGCACUAUAAAGUCACCGGAAAUGAAAAAGGAAUGAAACCUUUUCAUAGACCAUUAGGGGCAUCAUGUAAACUUGAAAGGAAAUGGCAUGAAGAUGACUUGAGGCACCAGAGAUUACAUGAGAAGUAUGGUCAGUCACCCAGAAGAGUGUCUGAUGAGUGUACGGCAAGGAGCUCUUUACAGAAGAGGUAUCCUGAAGAUCACGAUUACAGAGAAUAUGGGCACACGUCUAAAAGGGCUAAAGAAAUGGAGAGGUAUGACGAUGGAGAAAUAGCAAGAAAUUCCAAGUGGAAGAAAGAACGCUCUUUUGCACCCUACAAAGAAAAGGAGGAGCAAAGAAAUGUGGGUGCCCAGUCUCACCGGUCGGCCGAAAGGGAGUACUCGGAGGGGCCCGUCACAAAGUUAACCUACGAAUACAGUCACAAACGACGCAGGCAUCCAGACGGGGAAAAGUCUUUUUCAGCUGAUAGAGCUCAGAAGUAUGGAAAGCAGGAAGACCAGAAAUACAAUUCUUCUAAGGGAGCCCGGGAUAGCAAAGAGUUAGAUUACUUUAGCGGUGAAAGAGCGAGACAGAUGGAAGAAGGGCACAUUGAAGUACCUGUUAAAUACAGCUCGAAGAAGGGCUGCAAUGCGUGCGUUAACUCUUGCAAAACGGAUGUGGAUCUGAGAUCCUUUAAUAACAAGCAGAAGGAAAAAGUAAGGAAAGAAGGGGAAAUCAGGAAAAAAGUAGAUUCUUCCAAUAGCCAGCAUGAUUCAAGUCAUACAGUUUCAGAUGUGAAAAUGUCAGAUGUCAGCUGUAGGAGGGAACGUCUGACAAUCAAAGUGGAUAUGAAGAAAAUGGUGUCCAAGUACAGGGCUGCUUCUAGUCAUACUACAGAGAGACAGAUGUCACAUGAUCUGGUUGCUAUUGGCAGGAAAAAUGAAAAUUUUCACCCAGUGUUUGAACACAUGGAAUCUGUAACACAAAAUGUUGAAAACAAUCCAUCAAGAGAAUUUACUCAGGAAAUAAUCACAAUUAUCCAUCAAGUUAAAGCAAAUUAUUUUGCAUCUUCUGACAUAACUUUACAUGAACGGUUCUCAAAAAUUCAGGAUAAACCUGUUGCAAAUAUGAACGAAGUUAAAACACAUUUGGAUCCAGAAAUUCACAGGAGGAUUGAUAUGUCUCUAGCGGAACUUCAGAACAAACGAGCUGUGCCGUCUGAAUCUCCACAGAACAUGAUGAGAGUUCUAGAAGAUCCAAAUGAUCUGCGACAUGAUAUAGAAAGGAGAAGAAAAGAGAGAUUGCAGAAUGAAGACGAGAGAGUAUUUCGUAUGGAUGGCAUCACUCCAAGGAACCAGCAAAACUGCAGUGUUUCAAAAUUACGAAAUUCCCAUAUUGAUGGCUUCCAAAAGCCUAUGAGGUUCAUUAAACCACCUUUCAGGAAAUUUAUUGGGAAACCUCACCUGAAUUCUUACUAUUCUUCAAAAACAAAUGAUAUUUUCCCUCACAGACGAAUUAGAGGACAUCUUGAAAAUACAGGACCUAUUAGGAGACACUUCAAGAGCAACUUUACAGAUGGCCGUUUGCAAACCCAGUAUAAAUCAGGCUUAGUGCAGAAGGGUUUAUAUAUCCAGGCUAAGUACCAGCGGUUACGUUCAGUUGGUGUCAGGGGAUUUACCACUAGUAAAUUCAGAGAUGGAUUUUUGAGGAAAGAAAAGGGACACUUAAAUAUUGCCACAGAAACCUGAGCUGCGAUCCUGAAGCUGGAACAUGCAACAUGGCAAAGGGAGCAUCUGUUUGUUUUUGACAACUUUGUCAAGAAUUAAAAUAGGAUGACUGAACUAACAGUGUAACUUUUCUUGAUAAAAAUAACUUUAUUUUUCAGUAGUGGAAUGCUGCAGAACUUUUCUACAGUUUUAAUAAUUGCUUUUAAAUUACAGUAUUCAAUUGAAACACUGUAGUAUGUACUCUAGUUCCUUUUUGCAUACCAGUCUCAAGCAAAGAAAUCACUGAAGGGAGUCUUAUUUAUUUAAUACUUUUUUUUUUCUGAGCAUGAUGUUACAGAUGGAACGUGAGUCGUUAUACGCAGAGGUUUAUAUGUUGAAAGUUUGUUGCUUAUGUAAUAAAAAAAAGGAAAAAAAAAAGUGCCUGGAUUGUUUGGUAAUAGCACAUUAGCUCAGGAUUUUCCAAGUAAUGACCUUUUAGGUUGUGCAAUAGAUCUUAAAGCUCUGUUCAGUCAUCUCUGUAAAACAGUAUUUUGUAUUACUUCAUUUUCAGUUGAAUAUUAAACAUGG
Molecule: messenger RNA, 2742 nt
Organism: Tinamus guttatus (white-throated tinamou)
Lineage: Eukaryota; Metazoa; Chordata; Aves; Tinamiformes; Tinamidae
Gene: BCLAF3
Product: BCLAF1 and THRAP3 family member 3
Biological process (GO): positive regulation of transcription by RNA polymerase II
Cellular component (GO): mediator complex
Molecular function (GO): transcription coregulator activity; DNA binding
Source: RefSeq, a predicted model, not a curated record